GACAGCGGUAAACAUAUGUUUCGAACCGCAUACCAGACUGUUUCUCUGAAAUGGAAUUGGACGAAGUCAGCACAAUUUCAGCGUAUACAAAAUUGCCACAAAAACGGUUCUAUCGUCAGCGAGCGCACUCGAAUCCGAUCGCCGAUCACAGUUUCGAUUAUCCGGUCCAUCCGGAUCAUUAUGAUUGGAGCCAGCACUAUCCGGAUAUGGGUGAACGGCGGGUUGCGUUUGCCGACAUUGGAUGUGGUUACGGUGGCUUUUUGGUAACCCUCGGUGAAAUCUAUCCGGACAAGCUGGCGCUCGGCAUGGAAAUUCGGGUGAAAGUAUCCGACUACGUGAUUGAUCGCAUCCAUGCGCUGCGCAACUUGCAUGAGGGAAAAUAUCGAAACAUUGCCUGCAUUCGAACGAACGCGAUGAAGUAUCUGACGAAUUACUUCCACAAGGGACAGCUGGAGAAAAUGUUCUUCCUCUAUCCGGAUCCGCACUUCAAGAAAGCCAAACACAAGUGGCGGAUCAUCAACUCGGCACUGCUCAGCGAGUACAGCUACGUGCUGCGUGCGGGUGGCCAGAUCUACACGGUGACCGACGUGAAGGAUCUGCACGAGUGGAUGUGUAAACACAUCGAGCAGCACCCGGCGUUCGAGCGGUUGAGCGAGGAUGAGGUGCGGGAGGAUGUUUUGUCGGAGAAGCUGCUGGACAGCAGCGAGGAAGGUAAAAAAGUGACGCGAAAUAAUGGGAGUAAGUUUGUUGCGAUUUUUAGAAAGAAAUGACAACCUGAAUGAAAUUGA
Messenger RNA from Toxorhynchites rutilus septentrionalis, 788 nucleotides. Its product is annotated as tRNA (guanine-N(7)-)-methyltransferase. The coding region runs from base 51 to 770 and encodes 239 amino acids. Gene Ontology annotation, biological process: RNA (guanine-N7)-methylation; tRNA methylation. Gene Ontology annotation, cellular component: tRNA methyltransferase complex. Lineage: Eukaryota; Metazoa; Arthropoda; Insecta; Diptera; Culicidae. The record is from RefSeq and is a predicted model, not a curated record. Gene Ontology annotation, molecular function: tRNA (guanine(46)-N7)-methyltransferase activity. The transcript has 3 exons.